This is a messenger RNA of Melitaea cinxia (Glanville fritillary), 3610 nucleotides long. It is a transcript of the gene Zn72D, whose product is annotated as zinc finger RNA-binding protein. The transcript has 19 exons. NCBI's taxonomy places the organism in Eukaryota, Metazoa, Arthropoda, Insecta, Lepidoptera, Nymphalidae. Gene Ontology annotation, molecular function: single-stranded RNA binding; double-stranded RNA binding; zinc ion binding. Gene Ontology annotation, cellular component: precatalytic spliceosome. The record is from RefSeq and is a predicted model, not a curated record.
UUAUUUCUCGUUUUCCGCUCAGAAGUGUGUGAAUAGUUUGAACGCGGAAAAUUGGUAAAUGAUGGCAGCAAAUAAUUACUUUGGGUUUACCCAUGGUGGGACCCAAUAUGGCGCGGCAACAGCCAGCGCGGCUUACGGCGGCCAAACGGGGUACGCCGUGGCACCGGCUGCGACCGCCGCGACGUACGGGACCCAACGUGCCGCAGCAACAGGAUACGAUACUGCGUAUCAGGCGGCAGCGGCCACACAAGCGGCGCACGCGCACGCGCACGCGGCGGCAGCGGCCGCGUCGGCGUACGACGCCAGCAAGAGCGCGUACUACCAGCAGGCGGCGGCCGCCUACCCCGCCGCGCCGCCGCAGCAGCCCGCCUACGACGCGGCCGCCAAGCCCGCCUACUCCACGCCCGCCACCUACGCGCAGGGCGCGCGCGGCUCGGGCGGCGCCAAGGCGGCGUACGGCGGCGUGUACAGCGCGCCCGCGCCCGCCGCCUCCUACCCCUCGCAGCCCUACGCCGCGCCCGCGCCCGCCAAGCAGACGGCUAACAGGGGCACCUCUGCUUAUGAUACAGCUCUCUACAACGCGGCGACCAUGUAUGUGGCGCAGCAGAACAAGACGGGCGGCGGCGGCGGCUGGAAGAACUACAACAAGGGCGGCGCGGGCGCGGCGCUGGGCCGGCGGCCCAAGCCGCCGCCCAAGGCGCAGCAGCUGCACUACUGCGACGUGUGCCGCAUCUCGUGCGCCGGCCCGCAGACCUACAAGGAGCACCUGGAGGGGCAGAAGCACAAGAAGAAGGAGGCGGCCGUGAAGCUGGCGGGCAGCGGCGGCGGCGCGCGCGCGGCCGGCGCGUCGGCGCUGCGCUGCGAGCUGUGCGACGUCACGUGCACCGGCGCCGACGCCUACGCGGCGCACGUGCGCGGCAUCAAGCACCAGAAGGUGGUCAAGCUGCACACCAUGCUGGGCAAGCCCAUCCCCUCCACCGAGCCCACCAAGCUGCAGCCCGCCAAAAAGACCGUCGCCGGGGCGCCAAAGAUCGCCUUCGUGGCGUCCGGGGGCCUCAGCACAGUCUCGAGCGGCGACCUCCCGCCAGGCGACAAGGAGGAGGAGCGGGAGAGCGACGACGCCGAGCCCGAGGUGCAGCCCGUGGGGCAGGACUACAUCGAGGAGAUCCGCGGCGACGACGGCAAGGCGCUGUCCUUUAACUGCAAGCUGUGCGACUGCAAGUUCAACGACCCCAACGCCAAGGAGAUGCACAUGAAGGGCCGCCGCCACCGCCUGCAGUACAAGAAGAAGGUUCAACCAGACCUGGAAGUGAAAGUGAAACCGUCCAUGCACCAGCGUAAGCUGGCGGAGGCAAAGGCACAACGCAUGCUAGUACGUGACGAGCUGUGGGCACGGAGAAGGAUGCACGAUGUUCGUAUUAUUUAAACUGGAGCCGAAGAAGACGAACGAGUGUACUGGGAGGGUGCAGACUGGUGGCGCGGACCGCACCACCAUCACCACCAUGGCAUGGGCAUGGGCUAUGGUCCUGUGGGACGCCGGCCUGAGACGUCGGACGACCGGCAUGUACUCGCUAAGCACGUGGAUAUCUACCCUACGGAGCAGCAGCUACAAGAAAUUCAGCGUGUCGUCUCUCACACCGAGAAGGCGCUCAAAUCGCUCUCCGACGCACUCGCCGACAACGUCAAACCCAAGGGACAACCAGCGAAACCACCGGCGAAACCCGAUGAGAAGAAAGAGGAAAAACCUGAGGGAAAGGAGGAUGGCCGCGACAACCAAUUGUUCUCGUUCGUGGGCGAGGGCGAGGCGGCGGGCGGCUCGCCGGCGCGCGGGCCGGCGGCGCGCGCGCUCAAGGGCGUGAUGCGCGUGGGGCUGCUGGCCAAGGGGCUGCUGCUGCGCGGCGACCGCGACGUGCGCCUCGUGGUGCUGUGCCACGACCGCCCCACCGUCACGCUGCUCAAGCGCGUGGCCGCCGACCUGCCGCUGCACCUCGCGCGCGUCAAGGGGCCAGGCGAGGAGCCCAAGUACAAGGUGGAGCUGCUGCCGGCGGAGGGCGCCGUGUCGGUGUCGGACGGGUCCGUGAACGUGCUGGUGGGGCUCACGUCGGCCGUCAUGCGCGAGCCCGCCGAGGGUGGCGACAUAAAGCGAGACGACAAGGACGUGCUCCCGCGGCAGAAGUGUUUGGACGCGUUGGCCGCCCUUCGGCACGCCAAGUGGUUCCAGGCUAGGGCGGCCAGCCUGCAGUCCUGCGUCAUCAUCAUCCGCAUCAUGCGCGACCUCUGCCGCCGGAUUCCCAACUGGACGCCGCUCAAUCCAUACGCGAUGGAGCUGCUGGUGUCGGGCGUGAUGCAGUCGGCGGGCGGCGCGCUGUCGCCGGGCGAGGCGCUGCGGCGCGUCAUGGAGGCCGUGGCGGGCGGCCUGCUGCUGGACCACGGGCCCGGCCUGCGCGACCCCUGCGAGAAGGAGCUCGUCGAUGCCCUUGGUAAUUUACUGCCACAGCAACGAGAAGACUUGACAGCGUCGGCGCAACAAUUCCUGAGGCAAAUUGCGUUCAGACAGAUACAUAAGGUGUUGGACAUGGAGCCACUGCCCAAGGUGAAGCACGCGGCGGGCAGCUGGAAGUUCCCGCGCAAGCGCAGGCGCUCCAACACCGACCAGGACCCCGACACGCCCAACGGCGAAAACAAAGUAGUGAAGAAAGAAGAAAACUCUGAAUAGUAAACUAAACGCCGUAAGAAGAAUUAAUGUAUAAAAUAAAACCGAGUCUACCAAUCGUGUAGAAUUCUUAUUUAAAAAAAUAUUCAGAAAGCUGAAAAAUGUUUCUGGAGAGUUAUUUUCGAUAUGAAAAUAUACAAGAAUGUGUAUAUUUAUAUCAUUUUUAAGUGAGAUUACAUUGCAGUAAUAAGUUAGCACCUCGGCCCGCCGCGAGUCGUGGACGUAUAUUUUGUGUACGCGUUAUUUGUGUCACGCGCGCUGUUUAUUAUUUUUGUGACAAUGAUCGAUCUGUCCAGAACUACACUAGUAUAGUCCAGAGUUAAUAGUAGUAUUUUAAAAAUUACCUAGAGUUAGGAUAUAAUCUAUAUAUUGUAAUUAGUCGUACUUGUAUAAUUUGUAAGACGAUUGACAGGGAAAGGCGCGAAGCGUUGCUUCGGCGAGGUAUGGCUGGACGGUUAGAUAAGGAUUUUUUAAAUAUUUUUAGGGUCACAGUAUUUGACUUUAGGAUAUGUAGUUCCUCUGAGCCGACCGACGCCGGCUGACGCAUGUUAUUUUUAGUUAUUGAUAAUAUUUUGACUGUAUUAAAGUAAAAUGUAAAGUCUAUUUUACCUGUAGAUGUGUAUAGUUAUUGUGAGUAUCGUUUACGUGUUUGUUUAUUCAUACUUUGUGAUUAUUUUUUCUCUUUUCUCGUGAUUCAAAAUUAACUAUCGGUGUGAUGUUAUAAUUAUUUAAAACUCAAGGUUCAAAAGUAAUUAAAAUGAACCUUGUGAUGAUAGACAUAAAGAAACCAUGUAAGUUUUGUCUCCGUUUCUUCCAAUGGAGGAAAGGAAAAUCUUUUUUGUAUUUAUAACGUAAACCCACUUUUGAAUAUUAAUGUCAAUAAAGAAGAAAAAUUAA